GAAAAGGAGGGAGAGAGGGAGAGGCGCGCACGUUAGCAUUCCCUGGAGCUGGGCGAAUUUUCGAGUUGAGAAAUCGCAGGCAUUGUCUCUGAGAGUCCUUUCAAAUUGCAAUUGGCUAACUCUGCAAUUUUCUUAUGAGAUUGAAGGAGCCGGAUUCUGUGAAAUUGGUUCACGCAUGGCAGAGACCUGAGAGUUUCUUGCGACGUAGGUAAUUUCAUUUGUCACUGCAUAAGCUCGUCCACAUUUAUGUUGUUGGCGGUGCAUUGCAGGAAGAACUGGGCGGAAUUCGAAUAUAACUUUGGGGAUUAGAGGUCUCAAGACAUUCUUAGGGUUUCUUUGGUACGGUCGGUGUGAUUGAGCUGGUUUGGAGCUGAAUGUUACUGCCGGAGGGUCUUCCGAGGACGUUCUAAGGAGUACUUGCUGUCGUACUAAUGAAUACAGGGGUGUUUUGGGUCGAGCUCAUGAGCUGCGACCCUUUGCUAUGAGGUGCCUUUCAUAGCUAUGGGGUAGAUUAAAGAGCUCUUUCCUUACAUUUUUAUCAAUUUUAGUCAAGUGUUCCAAUUUUCAUGGGGAGAGUCUUGGCAUUACCUUAUGGUAUCCUUUUUAUUCCGGGCUGUUGUUCAAAUGGGUAUUGGUUCCGCUUCUGCCAAGCACGUGACAUUGCAACUUGAAUGGCUGAUCUUCAGAGAACGGUCUUUGGCGAUAGGAAUAUCGAACAGGCAAUUACAUCUCUUAAGAAAGGUGCAUAUCUACUAAAGUAUGGGCGUAGGGGAAAGCCAAAGUUCUGCCCAUUUCGGCUUUCCAGUGAUGAAUCUGUACUCAUUUGGUAUGCUGGAAAGGAUGAGAAACAACUAAAGCUCAGUGCUGUUUCAAAAAUCAUUCCUGGCCAGAGAACUGCCAUAUUUCAGCGGUACCCUCGGCCUGAAAAGGAGUAUCAAUCGUUUUCACUGAUAUACAAUGAUAGAUCCUUGGAUUUGAUUUGUAAGGACAAGGAUGAAGCUGAAACCUGGUUUGUUGGGCUUAAGGCAUUAAUUACCCGGGGUAAUGAUCAGAAAUGGAGGUAUGAAUCAAGAAGUGAAAGUGCUGGUUCUGAUAGUCCACAGCAUCGCGCCCAACAAAAUCCUCCAUUGAUUGCAUCAUUUGACACUGUAGAUACUGAAGAAUUUUCUUUUGACAGUACUUCAGAAAAUAGAUUGGGAAAGGCUUUCUCUGAAAUUAUUUCAUACACUGCAGCUGGCAAGAGUCCCGGUCAAGCUGAAUCGAAUGCAAAUUCCUGUGUGUCUCCUGGGUCUGGGGAUAACUCAAACAAUCGAAGUUCUACUGCUGAACCAAUUCGAGUUAGUUUAUCCAGUGCCGUAAGUUCAUCCAGCCAUAGUUCUUAUCAAGAAGAUUUUGAUGCUAUAGGUGAUGUCUUUAUCUUUGGAGAAGGUAUGGGUGAUGGAAUCCUUGGUGGUGGUUUGCAUAGACUUGGAACUUCAUCUGGUUCUGAGAUGGAUGCAUUUCUCCCCAAGGCUUUGGAAUCAAAAGUAGUUCUGGAUGUUCAGAGUAUUGCUUGUGGUUACAAACAUGCUGCUUUAGUUACCAAGCAAGGAGAGAUAUAUAGUUGGGGGGAGGAAUCAGGAGGUAGGCUAGGGCAUGGCGUAGAAAUGGAUGUUUCUCACCCUAAACUCAUUGACACUCUUAAUGGCAUGAACAUUGAAUUAGUAGCAUGUGGAGAGUAUCACACUUGUGCUGUCACAUUUUCUGGGGAUCUUUAUACGUGGGGUGAUGGUAUUCAUAAUUCUGGAUUACUUGGGCAUGGAAAUGAAGUCAGUCACUGGAUUCCCAAGAGAGUAAGCGGUAACAUGGAAGGUGUACAUGUAUCCUAUGUAUCUUGUGGACCUUGGCACACAGCGAUUGUGACAUCUUCUGGCCGGUUGUUCACAUUUGGGGAUGGAUCUUUUGGUGCCUUAGGUCUAGGAGAUCUUAGUAGCACAAAUACUCCUAGGGAAGUAGAAACUUUGACAGGGUUGAGAACAACCAGGGUCUCCUGUGGUGUUUGGCACACUGCUGCUGUUGUUGAGGUGGCAACUGAAUCUAUGGAAUCUUCUAGAAACUUACCUAUGGGAAAACUGUUCACCUGGGGUGAUGGAGAUAAAGGCCAACUUGGACAUGGUGAUAGCGAACCUAGAUUAAUUCCCCAGCGUGUUAUUGCAUUGGAUAAUCAAAAUAUUUGUCAAGUGGCUUGUGGUCACAGUCUCACUGUUGCUUUGACAGCCUCAGGACAUGUAUAUACAAUGGGCAGUACUGCUUAUGGGCAGCUUGGCAGUCCAGCGGUUGAUGGAAAAUUCCCUACACGGGUUGAAGGUAAAAUUGCCGGUAGUUUUAUAGAAUAUAUUGCCUGUGGUUCAUAUCAUAUUGGAGUUCUGACUUCCAAAGCAGAAGUUUACACGUGGGGAAAGGGUUCUAAUGGGCAGCUAGGUCAUGGAGACAAUAGUCACCGAGAUGCACCUACACUUGUUAAGUUUUUUAAAAAUAAGCAAGCGAGGAGUGUUGUUUGUGGUUCAAACUUCACUGCUGUUAUAUGUCCUCAUAAAUGGGUAUCAAGUGCUGACCAAUCUGUGUGUUCUGGCUGUCACAAUCCUUUUGGAUUCAGAAGAAAACGUCAUAAUUGUUACAACUGUGGACUUGUUUUUUGUUCAGCAUGCAGCAAUAGAAAAUCUACUAAAGCUUCUCUUGCUCCAAAUUCAAACAGGCCAUAUCGUGUUUGUGAUGACUGUUAUUCCAAACUUAAGAAGACCACAGAAUCUGUUUCCUUGACGAAAACUUUUACAUUAAAAAAUUUGCCUGACUCUUGGGCUGGUAAACUACAGGAAAAACUAUUAAGACUUUCAUCGUUUGGCUCUACUGCUCAAGCAGAAAGCAGGCACUCAAAGAUCCCAGAACCACAUCAUAGCCAUGUUUUUCCAGCUCUGAAUGGCAAACUACAGUUGGGGGGAUUCAGUCCUCUAAACGCAUCAAAUUCUCUUGCUGGAGCAUUAGAGAAGCCCCUGUCAGUUUCUGUGCCCGCAAGUGGUUUGAACUCUGAAGCUUCAUCUCCAGUUUCAGAAAAAUUGAGCCCACGGUUGUCUUCUGAAGAUGUCCAUGAUGAUUCAAAGCACAGAAACAGCAUUUUAAGCCAGGAGGUUAUAAGUUUAAGGGCACAGGUUGAAGAUCUUACUCUUAAAUCCAAGCAUCUUGAGGCUGAACUUGAGAGGACAUCAAAGCAAUUAAAGGAAGUGACUGCAGUAGCAGCAGAAGAAGCUGAGAAGUGUAAAUCUGCUAAAGAGGUUAUAAAGUCAUUGACUGCUCAGUUGAAGGAAGUGGUACACAGAGUGCCACAGGGAGGUAUUGCAAACUCUGGUGUAGACUUCUCUGCUGAAAUCACCUCUAAUGUUCUAAAUCAAUCUUUAAACGAGAGCCACAUAACAGAGAGUAUCACUGCUGAAACUGAGUCCAACAGCAAUGCAGAAAAUGGGAUACUGCCUAGUAUUUCCAAAGCACAGAGUGGAAAGUCAGAGUGGGUGGUGCAAGAUGAACCAGGUGUAUACAUAAGUUUGUCCUCCUUGCCAGGUGGUGGUAAUGAACUUAAACGCGUGCGUUUCAGUCGGAAACAUUUCACAGAACAGGAAGCUGAAAAGUGGUGGGCUGAAAAUGGGACCAAAGUAUUGGAGCGCCACAAUGUAGUUGCUACGUAGAAUGCGGCAAGCAACAGGACAUGUUUCCUUGGACCAACAGAAAACUUCAUACAACCAGUAUUUCUGACCCGCUGGAAAUUGUAAAUUCUCUUAUCUUCUCCUUCUCAUUCUCCUCCUCUCCUGAAAUUGAAGGUUCGUGUUGUCUGUAGAAUAUGAAAAUUAGAUGAAGACAUAGGAAGACCUUUUAAUAUUCCCGAAAAUUGUAAACUGAGAUGGGGAAAAUUAAAAAGCAAAGAUGAGGAGGAAGAUGCAUUUUUUUGUACCCAUUGUUGAGUAUUAGCUGCAUCUUAGCCGUGUGUACUUAUUUGUCUAUUAAACAGAGCGAAUGCCUGGGGAGCAUCUGUUUCAUUCCCUCCGGCCUAUUGUAUAGCAGACGAAAUUGAAACUUCUAGACUUUGUUAUCAGGUUUUAUUAAACAUAGUAUGACAAGCAGAUCUGUCUUACGACUUAGUU
Messenger RNA from Neltuma alba, 4169 nucleotides. RefSeq names its product PH, RCC1 and FYVE domains-containing protein 1. NCBI's taxonomy places the organism in Eukaryota, Viridiplantae, Streptophyta, Magnoliopsida, Fabales, Fabaceae. Bases 672 to 3716 code for a protein of 1014 amino acids. The transcript is spliced from 9 exons. The record is from RefSeq and is a predicted model, not a curated record. Gene Ontology annotation, molecular function: metal ion binding.